Angiostrongylus costaricensis is the source of this 1266-nucleotide messenger RNA. The record is from the annotation of a GenBank genome assembly. NCBI's taxonomy places the organism in Eukaryota, Metazoa, Nematoda, Chromadorea, Rhabditida, Metastrongylidae.
AUGGACCUGGAAGAGGUAAAUGGUGAUCUGCUACUGGAUCACAACACCAGAACUUCUAGUCCACAACAUGGCACUCCACAAAACGAAGAAAGGUUUGAGUCGAUCCUGUACAUCUACCAAAGUGGAGGACGAGUGAAACGACCUGAAUCAGUGCCCAUCGACGUUUUUUUGAGAGAGAUGCGAUUUUUCCAGAUGGGAGAAGAUUUGAUUGAAGAGUUCUGGAUUUCCGAAGGUUAUGAGAAACCAAAGGAGACCAUUUUGCCGACCAACACUUCGCAAAGGCGACUCUGGGAACUGAUGGAGUAUCCGGACAGCUCACUGGCAGCCAGAAUCAUCGCCUUUGUGUCCGUCGCUGUCAUCACCAUUUCAAUAGUGUCGUUUUGCUGGGAAACCGUGCCAUCCGAUGGUACGCCUAAUGUCGACGCAAUCUCAUCGGCAGUCAACGCUACGUACGAGAAGGAGGAAGGUCGCAAUCUCAACAAUCCUUUCUUCUGGGUCGAACUUCUCUGUAUAGUCUGGUUCACGAUCGAACUAACACUUCGGUUUAUCAGCUGUCCAUCGAAAGUUACAUUUUUGACGUCGUUCUUAAACAUCAUAGACUUCGUUGCCAUCGCUCCAUUUUUUGUGAAUCUUAUAUGGGCUGACGCCAGCAAGUCGAACUCAUCCAUGUCUUUUACGGUGCUGCGUGUUCUUCGGCUCGUUCGAGUAUUCCGCAUAUUCAAGUUAAGCAGGCAUUCGGCUGGUCUACAAAUUCUCGGCAAAACGUUUCGCGCCUCAGUACAGGAGUUUUGUUUACUGGUUUUCUUCAUGGCGAUCGCACUUGUUCUCUUCUCAGCAGGAAUGUAUUUUGCCGAGCAAGGAGAACAAAAUUCAAAGUUCAGUUCCAUACCGGCAUCAUUUUGGUUUGUGCUGGUAAGUGGAAGCCGUACCGCACUUGAAGUCCGUCCUCGUUGUUUGGUAUAUAUAGAUAUGUAUCAUGUAUAUUAUUAUGCACUUAGGAAUAUCUGUUGUCAACUAAUACUUACAGGUGACGAUGACAACAGUUGGUACAUAUUCAGAUAUGGUGAUCUCGUACCGUUGAGCACUCAAGGCAAAAUUGUUGGAUCUAUGUGUGCCCUUAUUGGAGUGCUUACACUGGCUUUACCAGUACCGAUUAUUGUCGCGAACUUCAAGCACUUCUACCGUCAAGAGAACCGACUGGCAACGAUGUGCACCGUUGGAAAAGAUCUGGAGAAUGGGGAGGAGAGCGGCGAGGAGGACAGCUGA